Molecule: messenger RNA, 687 nt
Organism: Spodoptera frugiperda (fall armyworm)
Lineage: Eukaryota; Metazoa; Arthropoda; Insecta; Lepidoptera; Noctuidae
Exons: 3
Coding region: 16-555 (179 amino acids)
Source: RefSeq, a predicted model, not a curated record
GUAAAUAUAUAAGUAAUGUUGAAUAAAUUACGAGUAGAUUGUAUUUGUCAGUGGUCAGGUUGCAGCGGCGACGAGAUCGAAAUCUUAGAACAUUUAAAAAAAUCUAUCAAAAUGAGGAGCUUCAUCAUCAUCACAGUGCUGUCAGCACUCGCUGCCUGCUAUGGUGCUGCUGUCCUCCCAAGCGAGCCUGAAGGUUACAUUACCAUGGUCUUUGAUGAAGAGUCACCCAAUGGAAGGGUUGAGUCUGAUUCAGAACUUAAUAAAUGGGCGACUGAUGAAUGGAUCUUAUUAACUGAAUGGAAAUGUGAAGCACCCUCAAUCGACGGCGAGGAGCAAUAUUUCAGCGUAAGGUAUGAAGAUGAUCCCAGUGUUAGGAUAAGUAAAUUUUCUAUAAGUUAUUUCCCACCUAGGCCUUUCAUAAAAGACAGUGGGCUUGGAAAACAUUUUAUGGAUGUGAAUGUAACAACAGGUAUAGGUAGAGAGAUCCGCUCCACUAUAAAAAUGUACAGAAGAAUGUUAGAAACUAAUAUUAUGUACUUGGAAACUGAUACAUAACAGGGUAGACGACUAAGUUUUAUUUUAAUGUCUGUCCAGGAGAUUAUUUUAAAACAUUUCACACGUAUUAUAAUAUUAAUAGGAUUAAUUUUUCUAUAACACUGGAUUGUAAAUAAAUUGUGUGAAUAAAAA